Seminavis robusta is the source of this 552-nucleotide messenger RNA. NCBI's taxonomy places the organism in Eukaryota, Bacillariophyta, Bacillariophyceae, Naviculales, Naviculaceae. The record is from the annotation of a GenBank genome assembly.
AUGAAGAUCCUCUCAAGCAUCCUCCUCUUGUUGGCAACAGCCGAAGCAUACCAGACCGCCAGUAGUCGACGUGAUGUCUUUCGUUCCGUAGCAAGUGCUGCCUUUGUGGGAGUCAUUCCCGCUGCAGCCAAUGCCAUCGAAGCUUGCCCCAAGGGUUCCAACAACUGCAUUCGAACCACCUGGACACCACCUGCAGGGACCAGCAAGUCCGAUGCUGCCAGUCAGAUCAAGACGAUUCUAGAAUCCUACCCACAAGAAGGACAAGAAAAGGUCGAUUUGGGGGGCUGGUCCUUUGCCUCGGAUUCCUUGGCGAGUUCCGGAACAGCCAGUGUGGAAUACAAGUCGGGCAUUGGCAACUUUGCCAAGUUCUUGAACGGCGGAAAACCUUUUGUGGAUGACCUUGUCGUCGAGGUUGGAGAUGAUGGAACCGCUCAAGUUCGAUCAUCCAGUCGAGUGGGUGACUCAGAUUUCAAGGUCAAUCAAAAGCGCCUCGAGUUCUUUGCCACGAAAUUGACCGCGGCUGGCUGGACGGCUCCAGCACCUGCUUAUUAA